Molecule: messenger RNA, 7447 nt
Organism: Panthera uncia (snow leopard)
Lineage: Eukaryota; Metazoa; Chordata; Mammalia; Carnivora; Felidae
Product: baculoviral IAP repeat-containing protein 3-like
Exons: 8
Coding region: 5433-7307 (624 amino acids)
Biological process (GO): positive regulation of protein ubiquitination; regulation of cell cycle; negative regulation of apoptotic process
Cellular component (GO): nucleus; cytoplasm
Molecular function (GO): ubiquitin protein ligase activity; cysteine-type endopeptidase inhibitor activity involved in apoptotic process
Source: RefSeq, a predicted model, not a curated record
CGAGGGCGCGGGGGCGUGGGUGCGCGGGCGCGGACCUCCCCCGGGGCGGCAGGAGGUAACGGGUCGCCGGGCGCGUGCGUGCGUGCGCGCGCGCGCGCGGGCCUCUCCUCGGGCGAGGGGCCCACGGGGCAGCGGGUGUGCGGGUGCGCGGACCUCCCCUCGCGCGGGCGGGGGGUUCACGGGGCGUGCGGUGGAGCGCGAGGGUCGAGGCCCCCCCCCCCCCCGCCAGCCCCUGCCGUGCGCACCUCCGCGCCAGCCAGUGGAGGGCCAGUGGGGUGGGAGGCCCUCGCGGCUGGGGUGACCCCAGGGCCAGGAGGUGUCCCCGCGCCUCGGUGGAUGCCCAGUGAGCUGCGGGACAGGGCGCCCCACAACUUGGUAGGGAGGCCCCAGUCGAGUCCUGCUCAAACCCGCGGAGGAACGACUGUUGGAAUGUUCGCACGUGGUGGCACAGAGAGUAGAUUUCUGGUCGUUUCCCCGGUGGUCGGUGCCGGGACCCUGUAGACACCUUGAGUGAGUGGUUUGGGGUUCAAAUCUCACGGUCUCCAGAAAGGGGUACCGUUAUUAUCUCCGUGGACAAUGAGGGAACUCAGGCUCAGGGACGUUUUCUGGCCCAAGGGCACCCCUCCGGUCUCGGUUACCUGAGUGGAAACGUAGGAUGCCUGACUUCAAACCCUCGUAUGAAACCGUCGGGGAGCAGACUUGGGAGUAAUUACUGUAACAUUGAUGUUCUUAAUGCUGUGCCGGUGACCGUGAGGGUGUUGUCAUCACCGGGCGCUCAGUCAACUUUGCUAACAUUCACUCUGAACUUCGUGUCUGCAUUCCGAACGGUGCCCGGUGGAUGCCGGCAGUGGGUGGGCCAUCCGGGGCUGAAACCUGGUUCUGAUCCGGAGGAGCUCACAGUCCAGGGAGGCAGAAAGGGGCCAGGGUCACAGCUGUGCAUUUGUCAAGCGCCUAAGUCGGUAGAGACGGCCACCAGCCCUGGGAUCAGGAAGGUUGCCCACGUCACGCUAAGGGUAAGAAGAGGCUGAUUCUGUGAAGGAAGCGCUAGAAAGGAGACAGGAGUCCCCAGAGGGUGGCAUUACAGUAGCCAGGGGACUGGGACAUAUCUAAGAGGCGCCAGGGCCAAAUGUAACUUCCACUGGUUGUGGGGAAGAAGGUGUUGGCGUUAACAUCGACAGCACUUUUAAGUGGUGCUGGCUGAAUGUAAUUGUACAGGGGGGUCUCACCCGAGGCCCUUGGCGGUGAAGACAAGGUGAGACGCAGGCACCACCUGGGCCUUGACAGCGGGGUUUGAACCGCACAGGUCCCCUUAUGUGCCUGUGGUUCCCCUGAGUACGGCACAGCGUUGUAAAUGUAUUUUCCUUUGGUUUUCUUAACAUUUUCUUUUCUCUAGCUGGCUUUAUUGUAAAAAUACAGUGCAUAGUACAUAUAACAUGCAAAUAUGCAUUAGUCGAGUGCCAUCGGUAAGGCUCCUGUCAACUGUAGUGUGUUACUAAGGUCUUCGGGAGUCAGCAGUUACGCUCAGAUUUUCAACAGCCUGGGGAGAGGGGCGGGUGCCCCUGACCCUGCAUCGUCCAGGGGUCCGCGGUAGUCGCCAGAUUGGAAAGUGGGGUCGAGAGAGGAUUUUUGUUGGUGUUUUCAUUUUGAAACUGAGACAGACUUAAGUUUGCUUGCUGCAUCGAGGGAAGGGUCCGCAGAGAGGAAGGGGUGAGGGACUGGGGCGGAGAGCAGGAUUUCUGAGGCAGCGGGUAGGUUAUGAGGGAGAGAGGCAUGGGUUUGAGGAGGUGAAGGUCUCUAACAGAAGGCACAGCAGUCUAGCAAACAGGAUGCGGGCCAGUGGAGGAGAAAUUUGAGGAGGGCCCUGCAGGUUUGCAUACUUGCAGGGGCCAAGGAGCUGCCUAGCUCACCAGAGCUGUGGCUGUGCUAGUCCCCAGCCUAGGGCGGGAGGCGUGAGGGUCCCCAGCCUGGGGGGAGGGCCACUGGGGUCCUCAGCCUGGGAGGAGACUGCGGGCCCCCAGCCUGGGGCGGGAGGCGUGAGGGUCCCCAGCCUGGGGGAGGGCUGCAGCUGGGGGCCCAUUCUGGGGGGAGGGCCACUGGGGUCCCCAGCCUGGGAGGAGACUGUGGGCCCCCAGCCUGGGGCAGGAGGCGUGAGGGUCCCCAGCCUGGGAGGAGGCCAUUGGGAUCCCCAGUCUGGGAGGAGGGCUGUGGAGGUCCUCAAGCUUGCAGGGAGGCCUCAGGGGUCCCCAGCAUAUUUGGGGGUCUGCGUGCUGGAAGAGGGUAAGAGAGUUUGAAUCCAUCUGGGGUGGGCAAUUUUUUGUACUUUAUCAUACAACUGUUGCCUGUAUUUCCGCAGGCAUGCAUGUGCCUUGUGUCCACCCCCAGGCUUCUUCAGCAUAAGGCCCGUGUAAGCAGUUCACAGUCUCAGAUGUAUAGAGGCCAGGCAGGUGACAGAGCGAACAGAUCUGGGGAUGUCUCUUUUAAACAAAACCCCACUCUAUUUAUGCAUUUAACAUGUAGGAAUAUUCUUCUUCUCCACAAAUACAGGACUCUCAUUUUUCUCCAAACUUGUCUCUCUUUGUCCACCUUGCAUUUUUGGUGCUUUUGACAGACACAGGUAUUAGAGCAGUCUCACUCCCUUGCUGACCGUACUGUGAGAAAAACCACAGUUCCAGUUCAGGGACAAAUGUAUCCGUAUCAGAGGGCCGGGGCAUGUGCCCUGUGUGAAAGAUGAAGCCGCUGUGUGCCCGCUGGCCGCUUGUCACCCACUGUUGGCAGUCUGGUUUUCACAAGGACCUGGGAUCUAGGGUCAUGGGAAAUCUCUUACUUUUAACAAUGUUAGUAAUGAAGCAGGGCAAGUACAUUAAGUAACAGCACUGUAUCCGUGUUAAUUUCCUGGCCUCCAUAGUUGUAUCAUGAUCUUAUAAGAUAGUAGCUUUGGAGAAGUUGAGUGUAGGGUAUGUGGGAACCCUCCUGUUUCUGUAACUUUUCUGUAUGUAUGAAUUCAUUUCAAAAUCCAAAGUUAAAACAAUGAGUAAAAUACCGAGAUCCAAUUCUGUGAAAGCCAAACAUAAUAAUACCCUUGCUGGCCACCCGCUGGAGCCCUCUGGUUUUCACUUGGGAUUUCGUGGCCUCUGCAGUGCGUCACACAGCACCGUGUCUUGGGCAAGGUAGCCAAUCAGCAAACACUAGUGCUCUGGCUUGAAGAACGUGUUUACAAAGAGAUCGUUGUGUUAUAUCUGUGAGGUAUUUGACUUUUAAAACUGUCUUUUUCUCGUUUUAAACAGGUUUUACAAAAGAGGCAAAGUGUUCUACUUCUAGAUUUUUUCCAUUUUUUUCCCCAUAAAUCAAAACAUCUCAAAAUGGAGGCCUAACACCUUUAAAAGGGACUUAGUCUGAUCUCCGGGAGGUAGUUUUGUGCAUGAAGAAACAAGUGUGAACUGGAGUUUUUAUUAUCCCAAAGGAUGUUAAUUUUGAACAAUACAGUCUAGUGGCAUGAGGUGUAACUAUAAAGUCUUGAUGAUCUCGUCUUUGAAUUUGACUGGUGGAUAUAAAGGGAAGUGAUUCUAGCCAGAACAGAACAGAGAGAAGGAACUUGUGUUUGGUACAGAUCUGAAAACGAGCGACAGUUAUCUAGAACAAUAUUCACCCCUCUACUAAGUUAGAGAAGCACGCAGGUGAGGCCUCUGACAGGUCAAGGGACUUCCAUGGUGACAAAGAAAUGUCCAGAACAAGACUUUGCGGUGCCCCAGGCGUAGAGUAUGGCACACUAGCAUGGACGAUUGGUAAAGGAAUGAUCUAAGCACUUAUCUGAAUGCGCAUGUGUUAAAAGUCUCAAGUUCGGCUUGUUUGAAUGGGCUGUUAUCUCUGACAAGGAUGACGGUGAGAAUGAUGGCUGGAUGGUCCAUUUUGGGAAAAGAACAGACUUAUGCAGACACAGUGACUAGCCCCGGAAGGGUUUCUGCAAUAAUGUGUAAAAUUUUUGUCCACUGCUGACGUUAGACACAAUAACUGAUCCCUGGAACAGAGCCACGUUUCUCAUAUCACCUGGAAGUAAAGAGCCAAAGUCGCAGCGGAAACCCCAACACCUGUGGGACCCAGGAAACUGUGCGCAGAAAUCACUGCUAGAGAAGCCACGGAGACCCGUUUGCAGAUUGUUGUUCAUGUUACUGACACAGAAACUUUUUACUGGUAGCUGGUCGUAAUUGAGAAACUCUGAACUUUCACAAGGUCUCUGCUUGGCCAAAGGAGGGGAUUGUGACAACGUAAAUUCAUUAUUUUCUUGUUGCGAUGAAUUCUGGCUCAAGGUAUGCUGUCUUUGGGAUUUCUGACCAAAGCCACCUUUGUACACUUCGAUUAUUCAUCUUCGUGUACAAACGCAGCCCUCUGACUUUUGACUGUUUUAAGAAACAAAUCCAUUGUCAGAAUAGAUUUGGUAGUGUCUUUCAACAGCGUGAAGCUGAGCCUAAAAAGACCAGUUGAACAAACACAUUCUUCUCUGAGGAUUUAUUUGAAAUACAGUAUUCAGUUUGCUAAGUUCUCCUGGAAUCACUAGGAUUAAGUAACCAAGCCGCUGACUAUGGGAAGUAAUUGUCGUUCAGGUAAUUUUGAAACAGGACUUAAGAUGCACCAGCCAAUUCUGUUCCCACUUCAGCUCAUUUGUAGGAAAAUUCUAGAUCGUUUUGUUUUUCCUAUUACAAAUAUUCUAGGAAGAAAAAUUACUUAAUUCGAGCACGAUUUGGGAUAGAUGGUAUUCUAUCGCAUCUAAGAUGUCACUAAUUGGAAAACACACCAUUAUUUUAUAUAGUUCCAAGAAAGAAAAGCGCUGCUGAUUAAAAUACGGUAUUUGUUAGCUGAAAGGUACCUCUUGGUAACAGAGGUGUUAAAAAGAUACAUCCUACAAUCAGUGAAAUGACCCCAAUGUACUCGUUUCUUCUGUUCAGGCAGGUCUUCCGCUUUUUCUUUUUUUCUGGCUACCAAAUUUCGUAAUUAAAAAAAAGCAAAAUAAACAUAGUUUGGAUUUUUUUCUGUGGAGCACGUGCAGGGCAUAGGUUUCCUCCCCGAAAACAGGCUGGCAGUGUGAGCCCCACGCCUGGUCUCCAGGCCAGCCGGGCACCGUGAAGCGCCCCCGCCGAGGCGCUGUCCUGCCUGCAGGGGUGCCCGGCGCCGAGUGGCAUCUUGGUGCCCUGAAGCGCUCCCCGCUGGUGCGCGGGGUUUUGACUUCCACGGCGAGGUGCCGUGUGCCAUCGUGCUCGCGCUGUGUGUGUAAAGAUUAUGGAAAAGCGCAGUUGCACACACUCUCCCCCUACCGCGUGUCAGCGUCGAGCUUAGAAUCUCACCAUGCGGAAGCCCUGAAUACACAGAGGGAAAGAAGGACAAGAGACUUCCUGUUCUGGGUGUCCGCCUCGUGAUAAAAGUAACCACCGUCCAGAGCCAUGCACAAAGCUACCUCCCCAGAGAAAGGCUGGUCCCUUUGCCACCCCGUCCGUUUCGUCAUGAACAUCGGAGCAAACAGCACAUUGUCAUCAAAGCUGCUGAAAGGCGGCACCGUGUCGGGGCUGAAAUACGACCACUCGUGUGAGCUGUACCGAAUGUCCACGUUCUCGGCCUUCCCCGCCGGCGCCCCUGUCUCGGAGCGGAGCCUGGCCCGGGCCGGGUUCUACUACACGGGCCGGAAGGACAGGGUCCGGUGCUUCUGCUGCGGCCUGACGCUGGACAACUGGAAGCAGGGGGACAGUCCCCUGGAGAAGCAUCGGAGGCUGUACCCCAGCUGCAGCUUCAUCCAGAGUCUGAAUCCGGUGAGCGCUUCGGGCGCCCCCUCUCAGCCCGCCUGUCCUUCCUCAGGGACGCGCUCCAGGCUCUCGCCGCCUCCCAGUGUGGAAAACGGGGGCUGUCCUAGCCGCUCCUGCGCCACCUUCCCGCAGAACCCUGUGACCUUCAGAGCAAACCAAGGUCUCUGUCCCCGGAGGACGAGUCCCCGCCACCGUGCGAUGGAGGCCGAGGAAGCCAGGUUGCACUCUUUCCAGGGCUGGCCCUUGACCUUCCCGCUGCCGGAGCAGCUGGCCAGAGCUGGGUUUUACUACCUGGGCCCUGGGGACAAGGUGGCCUGCUUCGCCUGCGGCGGGAGACUGAGUAACUGGGAGCCGGACGACGACGCCCUGUCAGAGCACCUGAGACACUUCCCCUUCUGCCCGUUCGCAGAAAGCCGGCUUCAGGACGCCUUGCGGUGCGCCGUGUCCAACCGGAGCAUGCAGACGCACGCGGCCCGCUCCCGAAGCUUCUGCAGCUGGCCCCCCAGCGUGCCUGUUCUCCCCGAGCAGCUGGCCCUGGCUGGCUUCUACUACAUGGGGCACAGUGAUGACGUCAAAUGCUUCUGCUGCGACGGUGGACUGCGCUGCUGGGAAUCAGGAGACGACCCGUGGGUGGAGCACGCCAAGUGGUUUCCAAGGUGUGAGUAUUUGAUACGAAUCAAAGGACACGAGUUCAUCAGUCAGAUUCAAGCCAGUCACCCCUGUCUCCUUGAACAGUUGUUAUCUACUUCAGACAACACAGAAGAUGAGAAUGCUGAGUCACCAAUUGUUCAUUUUGGGCCUGGAGAAAGUUCCUCCGAAGAUGCCGUCAUGAUGAACACACCCGUGGUGAAAGCGGCCUUGGAGAUGGGCUUCAGUAGAAACCUGGUGAAGCAGACCAUUCAGAGCAAGAUCCUGACGAGCGGGGAGAAUUACAAAACAGUCAGUGAUAUUGUAUCAGAUUUACUUAAUGCAGAAGAUGAAAUCAGGGAAGAGGAGAAAGAAAGAGCCACUGAGGAAAAAGAAUCAGAUGAUGUGUCAUUAAUCCGGAAGAACAGAAUGGCGCUCUUUCAACAUCUGACUUCCGUACUCCCCAUCCUGGAUGGUCUCCGAACUGCCAGAGUGAUUACUGAGCAAGAACACAGUGUUAUUACACAGAAAGCACAAACAUCUCUGCAAGCAAGAUUGCUGAUUGAUGCUGUGUUAGUGAAGGGAAGUUUUGCAGUCACCGUAUUUAAAAACUGUCUCCUAGAAAUGGACCCCGUGUUAUACGAGCGUUUCUUCGUGCAACAGGACCUAAAGUAUGUUCCCACAGAAGAUGGUUCAGAUUUGCCAGUGGAAGAGCAGCUGAGGAGGCUGCAGGAGGAAAGAACCUGCAAAGUGUGCCUGGACCGAGAAGUGUCCGUGGUGUUCAUUCCCUGCGGCCACCUGGUGGUGUGCCAAGACUGCGCCCCUCCCCUCAGAAAAUGCCCCAUUUGCAGGGGCCCAAUCAAGGGCACCGUCCGGACCUUUCUGUCGUGAAGAAGAUCCAAAACUGUUUAAGCUUUAUAACUAAUGGAUUAAACGUAUUCUAUUUUUUACUUCUAUACUGAUUUGGUUUCCUGAAGAUUUUUUUUAAUCUAUUUGCAGCUGAAAACUGUUCUAUGUAAACAUACACCUAA